AGAUGAAGUUCUGAUUGGUCGAGCUGACUGUCACUCAUCCGCAUGUCCCACCCACCGCGAGACUGUUUCACUUGUUCUAUGCUGUAAAUAAAUCGAUAUGGAGGAUCAUCUUUCCUUUCGGAAGCACAGUUCACUUGAUACAGCUGACAGUACGACGACGGUGUGAUCCACGUUUCGUCCUCCUGCUUCGCCAUGGCAUCUUUAACAGUGGGAGAAAAUCAGCUCCAGAGGAUAAUCAGAGAUCUGCGUGAAGCGGUUUCUGAGCUGACUAAGGAGCACAUUGAGAGUGGAGAACCCAUCACAGACGACAGCCCCAGUCUCCACAAGUUCUCUUACAAACUGGAAUACUUACUCCAAUUUGACCAGAAAGGAAAAUCCACUUUUUUGGGCAGUAGGAAAGAUUACUGGGACUAUUUCUGUGAUUGCUUGGCCAAGAACAAAGGGACUAACGAUGGCAUUCGAUUUGUCAAGUCGAUCCCAGAGCUUAAGACGUCUCUGGGAAAAGGUCGAGCUUUUAUCCGCUACUGCCUGGUGCACCAGCGACUGGCAGACACUCUUCAGCAAUGUCUGAUGAACCAGAGGGUCACAUGUGACUGGUACUACGCCCGCAGUCCUUUUCUGAAGUCCCACCUCAACGUCGACAUCAUCAAUCACCUGUAUGAGCUGAACGCCAUCCAGUUCGACGUGGCAUCCAGAGGAUAUGAUCUAGACUCCGAGUGGCCCACCUUUGCCAGGAGAACUGUGGGUUCAGCAGUGUCAGGUGCCCACGUGUGGAGACCGCCCAGCCGCUGCUCCAGCGUCAAUAGCCUUGUCAGCAACUACUCGCAGCAAGUGCAGGAAUAUCUCCCAGGCCCAGACCUGGGCAGCAGUUUUCAAGCAGACGUAGGAGAACUAGGAGAACUCACUUUUAGUGCUAUAGAUGACCUGCGUUUUGAACUCGACCAGUCAGAGCUACUCAAACAGCAGCUUCAAGAGCAGGUUCAUCUGCUUACUGAUGAAGCAGCAGAUUUAAAGCAGGAGGUUGCUGAUCUUCAAGCGACGCUACUUGCUGCCGAGAGUGCCAAUCAUAAGCCGUGUAAGGAGGGAGCAGGGAAGGUUACAAAGGAUUCGUACCAGCAAGAGGCUGACGCGAAGAAGCUGGAAACUCUGCACAGUACCGGGGAUUUGGCAAAGCAGGUUGAAAGAUUGUCGCAAGAACUCAAAGCUGAGGGGGAAAAGUUGAAAGAGAGUGAAGAGGCACUUGGUAAGCUUCGCACAUCCAGCGAGGAGGAAAGAACUGUUUCAAUUCAACAAGUUGUUGAGCUCCAAGCGACUGUCAGUCGACUCAAUGAAGCACUGACUGCGAAAGAACUAGAGGUAAAGAAUUUGCAGCCCCAGCUGCAGGACAUACAAAACUCACUGCAGGAAAGAGUCCAACAGCUAGAGGAGGUGAAAAAGAAAGCAAAACGUGAGCACGAGGAGCUUCAACAAAAGAGCAGUAACCUAAAGGAAACACUAGAAAAACAGAUUGUAUCACUGCAGGAACUGUUGAAAGAAAAGGAGAUUAAUCUCUCAAUUAGCACUCAGAAGAUCCAGCAGUUAGAAAAGCAGAGCCUGGAAAGUCAGAGCAAAAAGCUGGAGGAGUACAAGACCCAGUGUCUCAGCUUAAUGGAGAUCAAUGCAAAGUUGGUCAGUACAGUAAAGAGGAACGAGGAAAGCUACAAGGAUCUGGCUGAGACCAAAGCUGCUCUGGAGAGAGAACUGACCUCUCAUAAAGCCUCUGAGAAGCAGAAAUCCCAGAUGACAUCUGAGACCAGUAUGAAGGAGAGACAUGGAGAGCUGGAUAAUGGACCAACCUCCGGGAAAGAUCACCAUCUAACCCAACACACCGAAACUGGAGAAGCAGCUUCUAGACUGGCUCUAGCCGAAGCCCAAUUAGCUUUAAACAUGAAGGAGGUCUCGAGGCUCCAGGAGGAAGUUGUAGAUCUUCGAGUUCGGCUCCAAGUGGCCUCAGAGGAGAGGAUGAGGAUCCAGGCUUUGCAGGAGGUGACUGAGGCCUCCAAGGCAGACCUUUGUGCUCAGACUGAGCAGCUCAAAUCCCAGGUGGAGGACCUGAAUCGCAGACAUGUAGAUGAGCUCCUGCAUUGUCGCGAGAAGAAGGAGGAACUGGAAAAGAAGUGGAAUACUGAGGCUCAGAAUCGAGCCAGCCUACAGACUGAGUUGGAUUCUAUGAAGGAGGAGCUUUAUGUGCUGAAGAAACAGAGCAGUGCCCUGGUCUUGGAGAACGAAGAGGCUAGAGAGGCUCUUCACCGAGCCAACACUGAGACCGCAGAGCUGGGCAUCCAAGUGUGUACGCUGACUGGACAGAAUGAAGAGGCUAAGUUGCGCUGUGAGGAACUCUCAGCCAAACUGCAGGAGAUGCUGGUGGCACAAAAUCACACACAGAACCUCAAUGACUUUGUGGAGACCCUGAAAAAAGACAAUGUUCACCUAAAAGAGCAGCUGAAACAAGCAGAGGGUCUCCCGAAAACCAUGAAGGAACUCCAGCAGAGGCUUGAGGGGGCAAAGGAGGAGGAGGCCAGGAGCUUACGGAAAAGCAACCAGAAAGAUCUCAAUGCUCUUCAGCUUCAGCUGAGCGAGGCAACCACCAGUUACCAAAACCAUAUGAAGGUUUUGAAUGAGGAGCUGCUGGGCACAAGGUCUCAGAUGGAAGCAGAACAGGAAAAAGUGUCAACCCUGGAGACCAGACUGGCAGAGCUUGAGGCCAAUAACAGCAGCCUCAGUGAGAUGCUCGAGGAGAAGAAUGCCUGCAUUGCCAAAUGUGACCUCUCGCUUCAGCAAAAAGAGGAACAGCUCAAACAAAUUCAAAGCGAUUUGGCAAAGGCUCAGGAGGAAAUAACUCUUACACAGAAAGCAUGUCAGGGCUUGAGCGAGAACCUGCACAAGGCCGUGCUAGAGAAAGAGAACUGCGAUCUGAAGUCGUCUGCAGAGAUAGACGACCUUUAUCGCACGAAAAGAAACCUGGAGGAAAGACUUAUCGAGCUUAUACGGGAGAAAGACAAACUGUGGCAGAAAUCAGACGCGCUGGAGUUUGAGCAGAAGCUGAGAGCCGAGGAGCAGUCGGACCGAGAGCUUCCUCAUUGCUCUGAGUGUCAAACGCAGUUCAGCUGGUGGCUGCGCAGACACAACUGCAAGCUGUGUGGUCGGCCUUUUUGCUACUACUGCUGCAGUCACGCAGUCAGCAGCCAGCAGGGCGGCAUCAGAGAGCGCUGCUGUAAGAACUGUUACACGCGGCACGGUGCAGCAGAGCGCCAUCCUCAGGAGGAACUCGGAAGUCCGUCUCAUGCAUCAUACAGCCCACUGUGCUCGACUCCCACCAGAGCUUCUAUGCCCAGUGUCACAGUGGCACCGCAGUCCCCAAGGCCAGACGACGCAGCGUACGAUAUCAUAACAGACGAGGAGGUGAACUGCAUUUACGACAACGACACACUGCCCUACACCACAGCUCUGUCUCCAGGAAGUGUACAGCAAGGAACACAUGAGAUUAGCAGCAGUACGAGCGGCGGUGACUUCACCUCAGACGAGAUGGAGGAUCUGCCGAGCUCGGUGCAGGACGCAGAGAUCUGCCUGCUCAAGUCGGGAGAAAUCACGCAGUCCGUGCCGUUUGGUGUAGAGGAGAUCUCCAACUUCGGUCAGGAGUUCAGAGAACUCUUCAUAAAGUCCAGCUGCUACAGUCUCAUCCCCAUCACCAUGGUUACCGCUGGAUCCACCAUCAGAUGGGUGUUUACCUCUAUGCCAAAGAGCAUCUCCUUUAGUGUGGUGUACAGAGAGGGAACAGACACCCCAGUGGAGCAAGCCAAGGUUCUGAUCGCUUUAACCAGGUGUAAUUCACACAAGAAGGAAAUCGAGGGCCAGGUGAAAGCUCGUAACCCCGGCGAAUAUGCACUUAUCUUUGACAACUCCUUCUCCAGGUUCAUCUCCAAAAAAGUGCUGUACAAACUGAGCACGGAGCAAACGGGCGUCUCCGACGGCACAGAGUGAGCCGUGAAACAGGGAAGCACACGUCAUACACACUUCUGUCCAUCUGGGUGAAGAGAAUCCAUGAAAAGUUAUUCGAGCCUUUUGUGUUUUCCGGACAGUUUUAAUUUCUCCGUUUUAAAAAAAAAAUAAUUAAGGCCAAACUCUUACAAGGACACAGCACACUAACGAUCGAUUCGAGCUAAUCAGCUUUACAGGGUAUUAUGCUAAUUUAACUUGCACGUAUAUAUUGUUAGUACAGAAAGCAUUUGUAUAGACAAGAGAUCUAUUAAAGCAGAAGGUGUUCAUGGUAGGUGUGAGACAGAGCUGGAGAUAAUAAGCUGGAUGCACUAUAAAUCAUGCUGAGCUUUAAAUCUCUACAGGAACGUCUGCGAUUAUAAAACGAAAUCUAUUUUUUCUGUACUUUACGACCAACACACAGACCGUAUAAUAAAUGUAUAGCGGGAGAAUUUUGAAAAAGAAACAAAAAGAGCUUGACGGAGGUUUUUAAUUCAUCCCGUUAAAAAAAAAAAAAAACAAAAAAAAAACGAAACGUUUCUUGCUCUUAACUGACGCCACACAGAGACGAAGGCCUUCUAUGCACAGACGUGUUCACGAGAGCACAAGCUUCGAAUGAAAUUGUAGAUAACGAACGCGCCGUCUCGUUAUCUGAGAACAGCGGUUCCGCACGUUUAAAGGUUUUCCUGAGCAUCUCAGAGCGAUUACACAAAUGCGCCAAGAUGAGCUGUGUAAUUGUCCCGGGCGCAAGCGUGGCGUUUUUACAGUUCACUGUGCGUUUCUGUUCCGCUGACGUGACGAGAAAAUCUUUAUAAGGUAAUAUCAAUGCUGCUCUGUUUAUUUAAAUGAGAUUCCUGAUCUUUAAGCCAACGAGCUGAACCAAGUUGAACCCAGCGCACAGUGGAAAUAGGCGCUUUUUUUUGUUUGUUAAAUCUUACCGAUGAGCAUUAAACGGGCGGGUUGAGAAAUCAAACCUUUCCCAAUUUUUCAUCCAGGAGAUCUUAGGUAUACGACGUGCGCACGUGUAGUUUUGCACUUUAGUUUAUAAGCUUAAAGGAUUUCUCUCACAUAUAAAAGUUAGGAACUAUAUUUCUAUUUUCUGUUUGAUUUUUUUCGAUCCACAUUUUCAUGUGCGUACUCAAAUUUGCACCGAGCCUCAUUUUCACAAGCUUUUAGUGAAGCUUAUUUUAUUAAAAACCGAUUAAAUGCAUUUUUAAUUAACGUCAUUGUUUACAUUAAAGGUGGGGUCUCCGAUAUUUGAGAAACGCUUCAGAAAACUGAGUCGGGACGACAAGCUAAACAAAAAUCAAAACAAACGUGUAGCCAAUGAGCAGAAAGGGGCGUGUCUUGUCUAUGUGGGCGGAGAGAGUGUUCAGUGCGCAUGUGUGACAUCAGCAGAAAGCGGUUUUUAACGUUGACACGGAGGAUAAAAACAAAGAAAGAAAGUGAAGAAAGACUUACGAUAAGGUAAGAAGUAGGACGUGUUAAUAUAGGAUCAGCUUUCCAGCGCUGGAGAGAACUGAAGGAGCAGGAAGUUGGUCACAUAUUCACAGAUUGGAGUUUCCUGAGUCAAUAACUCCUGAGCUAAACACUGUUACUACACAAAUAACACCUCUUUUCUAUCGUAGUAAUGUAGAGACGCAGCUACAACCGUGUUUUGUGUAGUAACAGCGUUUAGCUCAGGAGUUAUUGACUCCAAUCUGUGAAUAUGCGCACAUGCACACAUUCGCACUGAACACUCUCUCCGCCCAUAUUGACAAGACCCGCCCCUUUCUGCUCAUUGGCUACACGUUUGUUUUGAUUUUUGUUUUGUUUGGUGGCCCAUCGCAGUUUUCAGAAGCAUUUCUCAAAUAUCAGAGACCCUACCUUUAAGCCCCGCCCACAAAACCCCAUAAAAGGCAAAGCCCACAGAGCUGAAAACAACAUGAUGUGCAGUAAAACUUCCACCUUUUCCUUUGUGCUAAUUAAACAGCUGAGUAAUUCAUUGCUGAGCAGUUAUAAUUGAUUGUUUUCUUACUUUUGAAAUAAUCAAUGUUUUAUUCAAUUAUUUUAUUACAUUUGUGUGUAAAGUUUUGGUAACCCAUCACCAACAGACACAAUCGCUAUCUUUGACAUGAGAGGCUUGAGAAAAUAUGACCUCAUUAUCAGUAAGGGAACUAAGUGCACAUGGCUGCUCCCUGGGUUUUAUGGUGCAAGUGUUUUUCAGUCCACUGGAAGGAUUUUGCUAUUGAGAGGAAUAGAGAGAUCUGAAUUAGGGAUCUGAUUGAGACGCAGCCUACAGGAUAUUAUCGUUAACUUACAGACUUCAGGAGGCGGGACCUAGGAGAAAGGUCCAAGAUGGCUGCUCAGAUAACAUUCUAGCAUGAUAUACAGGAAAGUCCUGAAUGUCAGCAGUAAGAGUGUACGAGGUGAGAUGAUGUGAUCGAAGCGAUUUGAGGUGAAUAUUAACUACAUUUGUGGAAAACUGGAAAAUGGAUUCAGUUUGAUUUGAACCUUUUCCCUCUGUCACUUUUUUAUUUCCCCCGGAAAAGCACUUGGACUUUGGACUGUUUUUAACUGUUUUAAUUCCUAUAAGCACAUGAUAUCCAGCCGGACACUGGGAUUAGACGUACAGGUCUGAUUGAUUAUAGGACUCAUUUAUUGAAAUUAAACUGAUCAAUAUAAUAAACUGACAUCAGUGUCCAAACGCUCAAA
This is a messenger RNA of Tachysurus vachellii, 6708 nucleotides long. RefSeq names its product FYVE and coiled-coil domain autophagy adaptor 1b (gene fyco1b). The record is from RefSeq and is a predicted model, not a curated record. Gene Ontology annotation, biological process: positive regulation of autophagosome maturation; plus-end-directed vesicle transport along microtubule. Gene Ontology annotation, molecular function: metal ion binding. The coding region runs from base 193 to 4020 and encodes 1275 amino acids. Gene Ontology annotation, cellular component: late endosome; autophagosome; lysosome. NCBI's taxonomy places the organism in Eukaryota, Metazoa, Chordata, Actinopteri, Siluriformes, Bagridae. The transcript has 18 exons.